AUGACAAGUGAUGAACUAAGUCACCCUGAGAUUUUGUCUCCAGAAAAACUUCGUGAAAUUUUAUGCUCGCGAGGAUUAUUACCGCAGGAUCUGAAGGAUAAGGAAAAGGAUGAGCUUGUGACGCUGUGUCAUCAGUUUGUCGUCCCUCUUCCUCAGCGAGAUAAGCAAUUAAGACGAGCGAGACGAAAAGAGACCAUGAGACUUCCUCGAGAUCGUGUGUCGACGGGAACCAAAAGGAAAAGCAUGUCGGAUGAAGCAGUAGGUGAAAUCUCGAAUGAACCAUACGAAGGAAGAGUAACAUUGAAAAGCCCAACGACAGAUUGUCUUAACAAAAUAACAAAGUUAGACGUCACGUGUUUCCAAAAACCUAUGAAUGAGCAUGCUAUAUCGCAUUACUCAAGUAAUGAUAGUUAUUCUAGUCGACCAAAGAAAUUUAAAAGGACAACAAUAACUUGGCCGUAAAAAUUAACAACACCCGUGGACAUGUCACAUGCCCAGCAUUCCACUGUACUAUAAUACAGCUACGUGCUCGUCAAUUUAGAAUUAGAUUUGAUGUCCAGCGAGGGUUUUCAGUCAGAGUAUUAGCUAGCAUUUCAAUCACUGUAGAAACAAGAUCAUUCUUUUGUAUGGGCUACUAUUUGCGAUGAACGUCUUCCUCGUGAUAAGCCAACCGCAGAGCGCCUAUAUACAGACCUCUAUUUUUUUAUUAUGAAUAAAAAAGAUUGUUGUGCAUAAAUUAA
Molecule: messenger RNA, 740 nt
Organism: Xenia sp. Carnegie-2017
Lineage: Eukaryota; Metazoa; Cnidaria; Anthozoa; Malacalcyonacea; Xeniidae
Exons: 2
Coding region: 1-462 (153 amino acids)
Biological process (GO): embryonic morphogenesis
Cellular component (GO): tRNA-splicing ligase complex
Source: RefSeq, a predicted model, not a curated record